UCACAGAUCAAAGCAAUCGUUUGGCACGGAAAAUAAGCGUAGAAUGCAAAGGAUUCGAAAUGUUGCGAAAGCUACUUCGCCGUAUAUUUUGUCCGUGUUCGCGAAAGCCAUCAAAGGAAAGUGAAGAGCACGAGACACCGGAAAAGGCGACCGUUCAAGUGCUCGUUGUAGGAACAUCGACGGUUGAUGGAAAGAAACGACCUGUUUCAAGGUAUGCUGACUGAAAGAAGCAAUACUGUUUUGCCAUUUCUUACCAUACAAGUGAUUUGUAUACUGUUUCAUGAAACGUUCCAGAAAUAUCGACAUACCGGCACCGCGCUGGAGCAUUGUUGGGUCUCACACUGAGCGGGAGAUGAAGAUGCUUACUUCCAGAACAUUGCAUGAAAUAGAAACCAAAGCUGUUACGAGGAAGAACAAAUCUCGCCGACGUGCGUACGAACCGGGCGAUGUAGGAGGAAUGCGAAUGGUACAAGUGCAGCCACCCCAAUCAAACAAGAACGCGACCAACAAUGCGUCUACUACCAUCACCCCGAAGGACGACCAUCAUACGUGGGACGAUCACAGCGCCAACGAUAAUGUGGGGCUCGACAAACUGGAGGGCAUUCCAUAAACUGCAAUGUUUUUAUCUUAGCCAUUUUCCAUCUUAUCAGUUCCUUUGCAUUUAAAAACAUCAACUUAAAACACCAAGAGCGUUUUUAAAUCGUUUGUAAAUCGACAUACGAAAGCAGGUUUCCAAAAUGGGGGUUCGCUU
Anopheles coluzzii is the source of this 751-nucleotide messenger RNA. RefSeq lists its product as uncharacterized. The record is from RefSeq and is a predicted model, not a curated record. Lineage: Eukaryota; Metazoa; Arthropoda; Insecta; Diptera; Culicidae. The coding region runs from base 281 to 610 and encodes 109 amino acids. The transcript is spliced from 2 exons.